AUGAAGCAAGUAGUCUUCGAUUCAGCAUUGGGUUGCGCUGUUCAAAUUAGAUCAUGUGAUCACUGUUUUUAUCGUAAGAUCAAGUGUGAUCGGCGCACUCCGUGUUCGCCUUGUCAGGAUAACGAUGUACAAUGUCAAUACGAGCGGCCUCGAAAGAGACGUCGGUACAUUCGGCCGGCGUUAGAUAGUCCGGAUGUGAACUCAAGAGUAUCUUCAGAAAGGCUUAGUACCUUGAAUGGAGAAAGGGUAGACUUGUUCCCUGUUAAUACCGGAGACGCCCUGGAAGUGAGCACCCCUACGCAGGCACAACAACUGAACCUGAUACAUGUAAACAAUUCUAUACAUACACAAGCUGCUCCAGUCUCUCCCAUGCAACUGGGGACGGAAUACUGGGAUCUUGGGAUGGGAGAAUGCUUCUUCUACCCAACGAGUUUCCUCGGAGUGGUAGACCUUCCUCCCUACGUACCCUCACUGCCACUGAGCAUGCCUGAAAGUCCAGGCAUAUCCUUUUCACCUCCACUCCAGAAUCUUUCCAGUCAAAACGGAAGGCUCGACCAUCUCCUGGACGACAGCACGAUCCCACAGCUCAUCGACGUGUUCCUAGAGCGCUUACAGCAGUCCAUGCCCUUCUUUACCCGCUCGUUUCUGCGUCAAAACAUUGCGAGUCAACGACAUCUUCAUGAUCGGUCCUUUGGCUCCUUGGUUCAAGCCAUCUGCUCUCUAGUCCUCCUUCAGCCAGUGCAGAGCCAGGAAAAACGCCCAUGGCCGAAUCGUGAGGCAAGAGCCGACGCUCAUUUGUCUCUGGCCGUAAGUUUGCACUCACAAUCUGACCUCGGCCAGAGCCCGACUCUAGAAACAAUUAUGACAAGUGUCUUCUUGUUUGCCUGCCAGUUCUGUAAGGGCAAUUUUGAUGCAGCCAGAUUUCGGCUCAGGGAGGCCGCAGCUCUAGCCGAAGUGAUGAAUCUUGACAAGCCUGAAUCGUAUGGUCAUAUUGGCGACACUGAGAAACAACGAAGACUCCGAACAUUGGUCAGCCUCACAAUCAUUGAGAGAAUCUACUCGGUUCAAAGAGACUACAUUCCGGGCACGAAACUACUCAGCCGGAACAAGCUGCAAGAACUACAAGACGCCAUCGCAUCUUCGAAUGAUAGGGGUGAAAGCGAGAACAUCAUUGCCAUGGAAGGUAUCAGCAGCAUGCUGGAGCAGGUCGACUUUAUCGAUUCCGACGUGAUUAAAUGCUGGAAAGGCCUCUGUUGGGAAGAGGAGGCCCCGGCACAUGUCACUAGAAGCACAAUACUCACUCUACUACGACGGUACAGGAUACCGCCACAACUAUCCGGGCUUUCUGACGUUGAUACCCAUGCCCAGCAUGCGGAUAUCCUUGUUACCAGGCACUGGAUCAGGAUCAAGCUGUGGACUCUGGCCAGUAGCCACGGCUACGUUGAAGCACUGUCUGAUGAUGAGGAGUUCCGCAACGAAUACGCCCUGGCUAUUGCCAGUGAGGCUCUCGACACCUGUUCGCAGUUCGAGAUGACCAGUCUCGAAGUACAUGGCGUCGGACUUAUUGAGAAACUAUCUGACAUAGCAACUUGUGCAGCAUUGCAAGUCAAUAGGCCUUAUGCCGCUUACUCGCCUAACCAAGACUAUUCCAUUAAUAGAGACUCAAGCAGUCCUGGCACGGGCGUGACACCGCCACAAGAAGACUAUCUGAGCGCGAGUUCUAGUUCUGGACUAGUAAUGGGUAGCGCAGAGGAGGUGCUAAAUGGUUAUCUCUCGGUAUUUGCAUCUUUCCGUAGGGGAAAACACCCUUUCCUAAAACCAUAUAUAUACCUCCUAGUAAAUGGCUAA
Molecule: messenger RNA, 1848 nt
Organism: Fusarium redolens
Lineage: Eukaryota; Fungi; Ascomycota; Sordariomycetes; Hypocreales; Nectriaceae
Exons: 3
Coding region: 1-1848 (615 amino acids)
Biological process (GO): regulation of DNA-templated transcription
Molecular function (GO): DNA-binding transcription factor activity, RNA polymerase II-specific; zinc ion binding
Source: RefSeq, a predicted model, not a curated record